Penicillium bovifimosum is the source of this 1797-nucleotide messenger RNA. It is a transcript of the gene ptcF, whose product is annotated as type 2C protein phosphatase ptcF. Gene Ontology annotation, biological process: protein dephosphorylation. The record is from RefSeq and is a predicted model, not a curated record. The transcript has 3 exons. Bases 1 to 1797 code for a protein of 598 amino acids. Gene Ontology annotation, molecular function: protein serine/threonine phosphatase activity. Lineage: Eukaryota; Fungi; Ascomycota; Eurotiomycetes; Eurotiales; Aspergillaceae.
AUGCGUCGGGUGACUGUUCAAGCUGGCCGUACUGCUCGGCGUGCGCCACUAUGGAACAUUGCCGCUAAGCGGCCGUGCUCUUCGGCCUUCAACCAGUUGCGAGGUAUUCGGCCAUAUUCAGGUGGCAGACGCUCAUCCAACAGUCCAGUAGCCUCUUCGACAUCCAUGCACCGCCGAAACCUUUCCCUCGCCGUUAUCUCAACCGUCGUUGCCUCCGGGGCAUGGUAUGCUUAUCAGGGUGACACAGUUAAAUUAGCAGCUACCCAGAUCCGGGGAUUCGCCUCGGGUGCCAUCAACUCCGCCUACGCCGAGGGUCCUGUCGAGUCUACGCGCCGUGCAUUGCUAGUCAGUGGCGAUCAAUUCUAUACCGCGACACUCUCGGGAGACCAGCCUCUCGCCAAGAAUACAGACGAUUCAGAUCGCCAAGUUUUGGAGAUGUUGACACCGGAGCAAGCAACGCAGAAACUCAGAAAAUACGAGGAGUCAUAUCUGGUAAAUCGGGGCAAGGGCGUUGUUCGGUACGACGUGGUACAGGUUCCCAGCAACUCGCCUAUUGAGGACGACCAUGCGGAGAAGAUUGUUGAGAUCCCAGCAUCUGUGGCGGCUGUCAGCAAUGGCGAACCGAGCAGUGACUGGAUGUUCUGGGGAGUCUUUGAUGGUCACUCGGGCUGGACAACAUCCGCCAAAUUGCGAAACGUUUUGAUCUCAUACGUGGCCCGCGAAUUGAACACUACCUACAAAGCGGCCUCUGCCGAUCCAUCACGUCUUGUGCCCACCUCCGAAGCCAUUGACGCCGCUAUCAAGAAAGGCUUUGUCCGCCUAGACAAUGACAUCGUACACGAGAGCGUUAAGGAGGUCAUGAAGUCGAAGUCACGACGAGUUGCCGCCGAGCUCCUUGCCCCUGCUCUUUCAGGAUCAUGUGCUCUUCUCAGUUUCUACGAUUCUCAGUCUAAAGAUCUCAAGGUUGCCGUUACCGGCGACUCUCGCGCGGUCUUGGGGCGUCGUGGCCCGAGCGGGAAGUGGACUGCUACUGCUCUUUCCGAGGACCAAACUGGUGGAACCCCGUCUGAAAUGAAACGUUUGCGCGAGGAGCACCCCGGCGAGCAAUAUGUCACCAAGAAUGGUCGAAUUCUGGGCCAGCUUGAACCCAGCCGUGCAUUCGGCGAUGCUUUCUACAAGUGGAGCCGGGACGUCCAAGAUACCAUCAAAGCGAAGUUCUUUGGACGUACCCCUCAUCCCAUGCUGAAGACGCCCCCUUAUGUCACCGCUGAGCCCGUCAUUACCACCACCAAGAUCGAUCCCUCCAAGGGCGACUUCGUCGUUAUGGCCACUGAUGGUCUAUGGGAGAUGCUGAGCAAUGAGGAAGUUGUUGGCCUUGUGGGCCAGUGGGUCGAGCAGCAGAACUCCGCUUCUGUAAGCACUGGUAGCAAGGCUUGGCUGCAAAGCUGGUUCGGAUUUGAUAGUCAGAAGCAGCUGCCCGUGGAAACCGCAAGUGAUGGAUCAAACGAGGGUCAACGUCGUCCGAUUCGUCAGCAACAGUAUGACAUCUCUGGUGCGGCUAGUCGCUUCGUUGUCGAAGACAAGAACGCAGCAACGCACCUUGUGCGCAAUGCAAUGGGCGGAAAGGACAAGGACAUGGUGUGCGCUUUGUUGACGCUGCCCAGCCCUUAUUCCCGUAGAUACCGUGACGACGUUACUGUCGAGGUUAUCUUCUUUGGCCAAGGUCCGGACUCGCGCACUGUCGAAGUUAACCAGGAAGCGAGUGCCGCAGAACAGCCGCUCAAGUCGAAGCUCUAG